Carya illinoinensis is the source of this 2515-nucleotide messenger RNA. RefSeq names its product BAG-associated GRAM protein 1-like. The record is from RefSeq and is a predicted model, not a curated record. The coding region runs from base 527 to 2275 and encodes 582 amino acids. Lineage: Eukaryota; Viridiplantae; Streptophyta; Magnoliopsida; Fagales; Juglandaceae. The transcript has 18 exons.
AACGAUGAACGAUAGAGUUCAUCCAACUAACGAAACACUGUUUUUUUGUCCCUCGACUUUUGAUUCAAUGAUGGAAAAGAGGGUUCAUCCAAGAAAAGAAACGAUGAACAGGAGAGUGUUGCAAAUGCAUGCGCGAGACCUUCCCACGCGUUGAUAGUAUUCUUAUUCAAAGAUUCCAUCCCCCUGCCAAAACAACCCCUCACAAUCCUCCAAAAUUUCAAUACCCACCGAGUGGGUGUCGCCGUUAUUUCGUUACUGACUGCAUGGUAGUUUGGUCAUCGACAGUACUACAAUCGAUUGCCAACCUCCAUGCCUCCCGCUCCAACGGUCCAACCUCGACGUCUCUCACUCGCUCAAUGAGUCGGAAGUGCUUCUCUCCUUGAAAAUUCUCCCUGUCGAUGGCCUUCCCGAUCCCUCAUACCCUAUCAAUUUUCUACAAGAAACCCUAGAACCCCCCCUUCUGUUUCUGAUUAGUUCCUUUUCGUUUCACUCCGGGGUUUCUUACCGUUCUCGGCUCGGGGUGAGAAUGAUCGAGAGGGCUCUCGAUAUUUUUGUCCCCUCCUGCUGGGAGAUCAAGGUCACGGUGGCCGCUUCGGUAUUCGUGUUCUUCGCUUACUUGUUCUUUACGUACCGGAGCGAGGGUGAUCGAGCACUCGCCGACAGCAAUUUGCCGAAUGCUGGCUGCACUGAUAAAGAUAAGAUGGGCCAAUUGAAAGGAUAUCCUCAAACUAAUUUUCCCUACUUAAUCAAGUUGGAAUUGUUGGCAGCUAAGAAUCUCAUUGGCGCAAACCUAAAUGGCACAUCAGAUCCUUAUGCUAUCAUUACUUGCGGUACAGAGAAGCGGUUCAGUUCCAUGGUUCCUGGUUCAAGAAAUCCCAUGUGGGGAGAGGAGUUCAAUUUUUCUGUUGAUGAGCUUCCUGUUCAGAUUAACGUGACAAUAUAUGAUUGGGAUAUAGUUUGGAAAAGUGCUGUUCUGGGUUCUGUGACUGUUCCAAUUGAAAGUGAAGGUCAAACUGGUACAGUGUGGUAUAAAUUGGAUAGCCCAUCAGGACAGGUUUGUCUCCAUAUUAAAACAAUAAAAUUGGCAGUAAAUUCUUCCAGGGCUAUGGAUGGUUAUGCUGGAGCUAAUGCUCAAAGAAGGAUUUCCGUGGAUAAACAAGGGCCAACAGUGGUUCACCAAAAGCUGCAGCCUCUUCAAACAAUAUUUAAUCUCCCUGCAGAUGAGGUAGUCAAGCAUAGUUAUUCUUGUGCACUUGAGCGGUCAUUCUUGUAUCAUGGUCGAAUGUAUGUGUCCGCAUGGCGCAUUUGCUUCCAUUCAAAUGUUUUUUCUAAGCAAAUGAAGGUGAUUAUACCAUUUAAAGAUAUAGAUGAGAUACGGAGGAGUCAACAUGCAUUCAUUAAUCCUGCUAUAACAAUUAUUCUUCGCAUGGGUGCUGGUGGACAUGGUGUGCCUCCUUUGGGAAGUCCUGAUGGGAGAGUCAGAUAUAAAUUUGCAUCAUUUUGGAACAGGAAUCAUGCAUUAAGAGCUUUACAGUGUGCAGCGAAGAACUUCCAUGUCAUGAUAGAAGCUGAGAAAAAGGAGAAGGCAGAGUCAGCUCUGCGGUUACACAGCAGCUCUGUUAGAGGAAGUAAAACACAGGCUAAAAUUCCGGAAGAUAGUGUUCUGAAAACUGGAAAGCUUCAAUCUUUUAUCAAGGAAGAAGUUUUAGUCCAUAUUUUCAAUGCUGUUUACCCAUGCACAGCUGAGCAGUUCUUUAAUAUAUUGUUGAAUGAUGAUUCAAAAUUUACAAACGAGUAUCAUACAGCUCGGAAGGAUACUAAUCUUGUUACGGGACAGUGGCAUGCUGCAGAUGAAUAUGAUGGUCAAAUCAGAGAGAUAAAGUUCAGAUCCCUUUGUAGCAGUCCAAUGUGCCCGCCAGAUACAGCCAUGACAGAGUACCAGCAUGCUUUUCUAUUGCCAGACAAGAAAUUGCUGGUGUUUGAGACUGUGCAACAGGCACAUGAUGUUCCAUUCGGAUCCUGCUUUGAGGUCCACUGUAGAUGGUGGUUGGAGACAAAUGCUGAAAACUCAGUUACUAUAGAUAUAAAAGCGGGUGUUCACUUUAAGAAAUGGUGUUUGAUGCAAUCCAAGAUAAAGUCAGGGGCUAUCAAUGAGUGCAAGAUAGGGGUGGAAAAGAUGUUAGAGUUGGCCCGUUUGCAUAUCAAGUCAAUUGCUUCUUCUGGUGGGACGGACAAUACCCCUUCCUCUCUUCCUGUCCCCCAACAAAGCAGCUAAUAUUUUCAGUGACCCCCAGGUUGGGUUUCCUAUUUACUCGUCCAUUUUUUUUGUUGUUUUAUCAUUUAUGAAUAGUAACAUAAUCAUCAAGCUCCCAAGGCCCUUGUGAUGGCAAUAGGUGUUCAUCUUUCUGUACUCUUAAUGCAGUGCACCCUGGCUCCUAAGGAGAGAGAACUGGCGAUGUAUGUUUGUGUAAUUCAUUUUUAUUUAAUGAUCAGAUCUCAGUUUUCAGAAAAAUAA